Messenger RNA from Lolium rigidum, 550 nucleotides. RefSeq lists its product as uncharacterized. The record is from RefSeq and is a predicted model, not a curated record. Bases 1 to 426 code for a protein of 141 amino acids. NCBI's taxonomy places the organism in Eukaryota, Viridiplantae, Streptophyta, Magnoliopsida, Poales, Poaceae. The transcript has 4 exons.
AUGACGCAGGGGAGUUGGCGGUGGCAGUGCGAGUGCAGGGGACGUGAUGGCAUGGAAAAAGCCUCCGAGUUGGGGACGUCGGAGCGGCGGCUCCGGGUUUGGUGGUGUGUUUGGUCGUCGGCGGUCUGGUUUCGUGUGGACGUUGAGGCCCCGACUAUUGUGCGGUUUUCGGCCGGUUUCCCUCAUAAACUCGGCCACUUUACAAACAAAUAUAAUGCAUCAAGCCAAGGCGGCUGCCCGGGUUCACUGGAAAUCGAAGGCAAGAGGUCCCGCCGCUGCGGCAAAGCAGAAGCGAAAGGCAGCCACCCUCCGCCGCACGAUUCCUCUACCUCCCCGCUCGCGCUGUUAACCUCUUCGACAAAUGCGGCUACACCUGAUGAAUCUAGUCGGUGGAUGCGGCGGGGGCGGUCGCAGCGAGGGCGCUGAAUCGGUGGCUGGAAAUCGCCAUCAUCAGCAUCGUGAUAGGGGUGUUUCUGCCAUGGUACCCUGGGUCUCCUCAAGCUUGUCAUCAUCUGCUCCGCAACAAGUAAUUUUCGUCAACCAUCUGAAU